AUUCUCGAGCAUAUUUGGAAAUAUUCUUGCUAAUGGAUUUCCUUCUUAUCGGUCUCUGUUUAAACUGGCUGCUGAGGAAGCCCCCGGGGUUGAUAUUGUGUACGCUGGGUAUCUUUUCUAAAAUGCUUCCAGCCGUGAAUAGUGGGUGUCCACAGCUAUGUCGGUGUGAGGGCAGGCUUUUGUACUGUGAAUCACUGAAUCUCACAGAGAUGCCUCGCAACCUGUCGGGCAUGAUGGGCUUGUCUCUGCGGUACAACAGCCUUUCAGAGCUGCAUGACGGACAGUUCACAGGGUUAAUGCAGCUCACGUGGCUCUAUCUGGAUCACAAUCACAUUUGCUCAGUAGAGGGGAAUGCCUUUCAAAAAUUGCGGCGAGUUAAGGAGCUCACCCUGAGUUCCAACAAAAUCACCCAACUGCCCAACAACACGUUCCGACCCAUGCCAAACUUGCGCAGUGUGGAUUUAUCGUACAACAACCUGCAGUCUCUGGAGCCCGACCUAUUUCACGGGCUGAGAAAACUCACGACUUUGCACAUGCGGUCAAACGCCAUCAAGUUUGUGCCGGUGAGAAUUUUUCAGGACUGUCGCAGCCUGAAGUUUCUAGACAUAGGAUACAAUCAGUUAAAGAGCCUGGCUCGAAACUCUUUCGCGGGCUUGUUUAAGCUCACCGAGCUGCACCUCGAGCACAAUGACUUGGUGAAGGUGAAUUUAGCCCACUUCCCCAGGCUCAUCUCCCUGCACUCGCUCUGCUUGCGACGGAAUAAAGUCACCAUCGUCGUCAACACUUUGGACUGGAUAUGGCAACUGGAAAAACUGGAUCUCUCUGGCAACGAAAUCGAAUACAUCGAACCUCACGUCUUCGAAAGCGUGCCUCACCUCAAGUCCCUGCAGCUGGACUCCAACCGGCUGACCUACAUCGACUCGCGCAUCCUGGACUCCUGGAAGUCUCUCACGAGCAUCAGCCUGUCGGCCAACACCUGGGACUGCGGCCGCAACGUCUGUGCCCUGGCCUCAUGGCUGAGCAACUUCAAGGGCCGCUACGACAGCAACCUGCUCUGUGCUACACCCGAGUACGCGCAGGGCGAGGACGUUUUGGAUGCAGUCUAUGCUUUCCACCUGUGCGAGGACACAGUCGACCCCACCAGUGUCAACACCCUGUCCCCUGUGACCAACAACAGCGACCAAAUGUUUGGCUACGGUUCGGCCGCCGCCACGGCCUACGUGCCGGAGGCCGACGAGGAGCCGACGACGUACGCCAUCACCGUGACGCUGCCCGGCGAAGGCGCGGAGAACGCCGUGCAGAUUCACAAGGUGGUGACGGGGACCAUGGCACUGAUUUUUAGCUUCCUCAUCGUGGUUUUAGUGUUGUACGUCUCUUGGAAGUGCUUUCCAGCCAGCAUAAGGCAGCUAAGACAGUGCUUUGUAACACAGCGCAGGAAGCAGAAGCAGAAACAGACCAUGCAUCAAAUGGCUGCCAUGUCAGCCCAGGAGUAUUAUGUUGAUUACAAACCCAACCACAUCGAGGGAGCCCUGGUGAUCAUUAAUGAGUACGGAUCUUGCUCCUGUCACCAGCAGCCAGCAAGGGAGUGCGAGGUGUGAUUUGCCUUGGGGAUUUACACAGUGUGCAACCAAAUAGCGGCGCGCAGACGGGGAGCAGAGUGGGGGGUUUGUGGGGCUUUGCUGAGGAUUUCGUGGGCACUCCUCUGCUGAAAUCACAGGAGGAGCUGUCGGCAGAACUUGAUAUUUUAGCUUUAUCAUGUCUUAAAAUCUUCAGGACAGCCAAUCUUAAGAUUUCCUAUGCUAAUACUCCCUUUGAAGAUCUGUCAAUAUUCAGGAAACUGAGAGUGUAAAAAAGGUACUGAUUAUUGAUCUUUUGUAAACUAAGGAAAAUGUUUAAAAUAAAAAAAAAUAGCAUUUACAGUUUUUACAGACUGGUGUAUAUUACCUGAAUUGUUCCCUGUAUACAAAAUGCAACAGUUUAACCUUUUUUUCUCUUCAUACUGAGUGUUGAACCGAAAGCCUGGGAGCAAAGAAGCCACAUCAAAUAGGCUGAUAAAAAUUAACCCAAUGGCUUCCCGUUGUAAUUAGUGCACAUUCACUUCCAUCAUUUUACUGGUGAUAUGAAGCAUGACACCAGAAUUCUAUUUGUGUUCCUGCGCUACCUGUAACUGGAUGUUAGUGCAGCCAGUGCACUCCAGAGGGGCUGAAGUUCUGCCCAUGCCCUAGGACUGCGUGUCAAAGGGGUUUUUAAGCACAGCUCACUUGUAUGUUGCUGUAAGA
Phasianus colchicus (ring-necked pheasant) is the source of this 2279-nucleotide messenger RNA. It is a transcript of the gene LRRTM1, whose product is annotated as leucine rich repeat transmembrane neuronal 1. NCBI's taxonomy places the organism in Eukaryota, Metazoa, Chordata, Aves, Galliformes, Phasianidae. Gene Ontology annotation, molecular function: protein binding. The record is from RefSeq and is a predicted model, not a curated record.